GAAGAGAACAGUCCGAAAUGGCGGGGACUGUUGGUCUCGGCCCUGCGGAAGGUUCAGGAGCAAGUACAUCCCAGUCUCUCAGCUAAUGAAGAGUCUCUCUAUUGAAGAGCCGGUUUUUCAGCUGCUUAAUAAAUUAUGCACGGCCCAGCCAAGGACUGUUCGAGAUGUGGAGGAACGAGUUCAAAAGAGCUUUUCACAUCCAGUGGAUAAAUGGGCUAUUGCUGAUGCGCAGUCCGCCAUAGAGAAACGAAAACGAAGAAAUCCUCUCUUACUGCCUGUGGACAAAAUCCAUCCUUCAUUGAAGAAAGUUUUAGGGUACAAAGUGGACUACCAUGUGUCCCUGUAUAUUGUGCCUGUACUAGAGUAUGUUUCAGCUGAUAUUUUGAAAUUGGCAGGUAAUUAUGUUUUUAAUAUCCGACAUUAUGAAAUAUCCCAACAGGACAUUAAAGUGUCAAUGUGUGGGGAUACGGUUUUGAUGGACAUGUUUGAUCAGGAGGACAUAGGCUUGGUUUCUCUUUGUGAAGAUGAACCUAGUUCAUCUGGUGAACUAAACUACUAUGACCUUGUCAGAACUGAAAUUGCAGAAGAAAGACAGUAUCUACGGGAACUAAAUAUGAUCAUAAAAGUGUUUCGAGAAGCUUUUCUUUCUGACAGAAAGCUGUUUAAACCUGCUGAUAUUGAAAAGAUUUUCAGUAACAUUUUAGAUAUUCAUGAAUUGACUGUGAAACUUUUAGGUUUCAUUGAAUACACAGUUGAAAUGACUGAUGAAAGCAGCCCUCAUCCCUUAGCUGGAAGCUGUUUUGAAGAUUUGGCAGAGGAGCAAGCAUUUGAUCCUUAUGACACAUUAUCACAGGAUAUUCUUUCACCAAAAUUUAAUGAACAUUUCAGUAAGUUGAUGGCCAGACCUGCAGUGGCUCUACAUUUUCAGUCCAUUGCUGAUCCCGCUGAUGGUUUUAAAGAGGCAGUUCAUUAUGUCCUUCCAUGCCUUAUGCUGGUGCCAGUAUAUCAUUGUUGGCAGUAUUUUGAAUUAUUAAAGCAAUUGAGAGCAUGUAGUGAAUAGCAUGAAGACAGAGAAUGUUUGAACCAAGCCAUUACUGCUGUCAUGAAUCUCCAAGGUAGUUUGGACCGAAUUUACAAGCAGUAUUCACCUAGAUGCUGACCUGGGGAUCCUGUUUACCCUUUUUAUAAUCAUCAAUUAAGAAGCAAG
Kogia breviceps (pygmy sperm whale) is the source of this 1207-nucleotide messenger RNA. NCBI's taxonomy places the organism in Eukaryota, Metazoa, Chordata, Mammalia, Artiodactyla, Physeteridae. The record is from RefSeq and is a predicted model, not a curated record.